CUUUCCGCCCGGGAGGAGAGACCGCGCGUGGGGCGGGAGCUGCUUCCCCGCGGGCCGGGGCGGGGGCAGCGCCGAUCCGCUCCUCCCCUUCGCGCCGUCCGCGCCGCGGCUCAGCAGCACAAAAGACAGAGUGCCUGUUUCCUUGAAGUUAACCCCAAGCUGAGUCCUCACUGCAGACACAGUUUGCUGAAGAUGAUGCUGGGCAGAGCAGCUUCUUGCUGUGUCAGCUAUGGAAGGCCACCUUUGUGCUAACUUGAAGACUUGUGUGGGAAAACCUCUGGCAGCCAGUCCUCCAUCCUGCAUUGCUUUGCUGAAGGUAUACCGAGAGCUUCUGGUCAGUAAGAUCCGGCACACCCAGUGUUUGCUUGACAACUUGAUUAACAAUGAGUACUUCUCCACUGAAGAUGCAGAGAUUGUUGUCCAGUUUCCAACUCAAGCAGAUAAGGUUCGCAAAAUUCUAGACUUGGUUCAAAGCAAGGGAGAGGAAGUUUCAGAAUAUUUCAUCCGUGUCCUGCAGAAAGUCACUGAUGCUUACUAUGAACUCCAGCCUUGGCUGGAUGAAAUAGGUUACCAGCCUUCAGAGAAUAUUUGUAGUAAACCUGUGGUAAAUACAGAUCCAGUUAGCAGGUAUUGCCAAAAACUGAGAUAUGAACUGGGACGGGACUCCAAAUUCGUUAUGUCGUAUGCGCAGAGGGAAGAGAUGCUGCUGGAAGAAAUCUACUCUAACAGUAUUAUGGAGAUGGUCAAUUUUACCAAUGAGAGCCUGGGUGAAGUGUGUCAAUUACAAGCCCUUUUUGAUGAUGCAGUUGGGGUAAUAAAUGAAGAUGGAGAGACUAUUUAUGUCUUUGGCGAUGCAGGAAUUGGAAAAUCUAUCUUACUGCAAAAGAUACAAAGUCUUUGGGCCAAAAAACAGUUGGAUGUAGGGGCAAAGUUUUUCUUCCAUUUCCGAUGUAGGAUGUUUAGUUGCUUUAAGGAAGAUGAAGCUGUAUGUUUGAAAGACUUACUCUUCAGAUAUAAUUGCUACCCAGAUCAGGACCCCACAGAGGUGUUCCAUCACAUCUUGCAGUUCCCUCACACGGUUCUUUUCACAUUCGAUGGCUUUGAUGAGAUCUAUUCCAACUUUGAUCUCAGUAGUGUUCCUGAGAUGUGUUCACCCAAUGAACCCGUCCACCCUCUGGUGCUGCUGGUAAGCCUUCUCAGAGGAAAGCUUCUUAAGGGAUCCAAGAAAAUUCUUACAGCACGGACAGGAACUGAAAUCCAAAGAAAUAUCAUUAGAAAGAAAGUGUUGCUUCGUGGUUUCUCCAGCAAUAACCUGAAGGAAUACACUGCCUUGGUUUUUAAAGAUGCGGGGCAGCGAACGCUGAUACUGAACCAGCUGGAAGCUAAUCCCAACCUCUGUAGUUUGUGUUCAGUGCCUUUAUUCUGUUGGAUUAUCUUUAAAUGUUAUGAACAUUUCCACUCCAUGUUUGACAGCCAUGAGCUUCCAGACUGUUCUGUUACAUUGACAGAUGUAUUUUUGCUCAUGAUUGAAGUCCAUCUAAACCGGUCUCUGAAAACAAGUUUGCUGAAGAACAACGUCAGGAGCCAAGCAGAGGUGUUCAAAUCAAGAAAGGAAACUCUUCUAGCUUUGGGUAAAAUUGCAUACAAAGGGAUGAGGAACUCUAUCUUUGUCUUUGAGCAAGAGGAGGUCUCAUCAGCGAACAUCUCUGAAGAAGAUUUGCAGUUGGGUUUUCUCAGGACAGUUAAAGGUUACAGUGGCUGUGACGAUCAAUCCACUUAUGAGUUCUUGCACUUAACCCUUCAGUCUUUUUUCACCGCUUUGUACCUAGUUAUGGAAGAGAGAGUGGGGAUUAAGGAGUUACUUCAGUUUUUCAGUGAAUGCUCCUCUGCUGAGACUGCCCAGCAUACUUGCUUUCACAUUCCUUGGCUGAAGAAACCACUCACAGGGGAGGAUCCUUUCCGAAACAAUGAACACUUCCAUUUUACCAAUCUUUUCCUUUGUGGCCUGCUUUCCAGAUCCAAGGAGAAGCUCUUCAAACAAUUAGUUUUGCCUGCAGUCAUUAGAAAGAAGAGGAAGACACUCAUCACAUACCUUGGGGGGAGCAUGAAAUCCCAUCUGAAGGGUGUCACUCGGUCCAGGCUUCUAAAGUACAAUCAGGUGCAGGUUCAGCCAAACUUUGUUUGGAUGCUGAGGUGUCUUUAUGAGACUCAAAAUGAGACAGUGGGAAAGCUGGCUGCGAAACGCAUGCAUGCCAAUUACAUCAAGCUUACAUACUGCAAUGCCUACUCUGCUGACUGCAGUGCUAUUUCCUUUGUCGUGCAUCACUUUCAGAAGCGCUUGGCUCUGGAUUUGGACAACAACAACAUCAAUGACUAUGGGGUGAAACAGCUGCUACCGUGUUUCAGCAAGCUUGCAGUCAUCAGGCUCAGUGUAAAUCAGAUCACAGAUCAUGGAGCAAGGAUAUUGUACGAAGAGCUCUCCAAGUACCAAAUUGUAUCUUACUUGGGCUUAUACAACAAUCAGAUCACUGACAUUGGAGCCAAAUAUGUUGCAAAACUUAUUGAAGAGUGUUCAAGCCUUGAAUAUGUUAAAAUAGGAGCAAACAAAAUAACUAGUGAAGGGGGGAAGUGCCUUGCCCAGGCCAUCCAGAAGAACACAAUGAUGUUUGAAAUCGGGAUGUGGGGCAAUCAGGUUGGAGACGAAGGUGCAAAGGCAUUUGCAGAGGCCCUGAGGAACCAUCCGAGGUUGACAAAUGUGAGUCUCGCAUUUAACGGCAUCACAACAGAGGGAGGCAAAAGCAUUGCUGAAGCUUUGCAGCACAACAACUCCGUGAAAAUAUUCUGGCUGACAAAAAAUGAACUGGAUGAUGAGGCAGCAAUGAGUUUUGCAGAGAUGCUGAAGAUCAACAAGAAACUGGUGCAUUUAUGGCUUAUCCAGAAUCAAAUUACAGCCAAAGGAGUGAAGUACCUCAGCGAAGCUCUCAAGGAGAACACAGCCAUCAAAGAAGUCUGUUUGAAUGGGAACCUGAUAAGUCAAGAAGAAGCCAAAGCUUUUGAAAGUGAAGAACGGAUCAUUUGCUUCUGAGUGAGGACUUCCCCAUUUGGACAAGCUUUGUGUUACAGAAGCUGCCACGCUUGGACUGCAGCCUUACAGAGGCAGUGCUCGUGGCAAUGCCUGCUAUCCCUAAUCCUUUUGGUGAGUGGGAAAUUGCCUUGGUGAAUAAUUAAUAUCUGUACAGUGCUUUGAAGAUGGAACACCAAGUGUUAACAGAGGUAAUCCAGGGGCAUGUGUGUGCAUUUUGAUAACUGAGCUCAGAUUUAUUCUAUAUACUGCUGUGAUUAAUCUCUAACUUAUUUAUCUACAUGAAUCUACGCACACACGCCUAUAUGCAACAAGACACAGGCUCCAAAGCACACAGCACUACUUGCCUCGUAACUGAAAAUAAUAGUCUGGAUGGAAACGUAGACUGUCUCAAAAGGCUGCAUGGUACCAAUGCUUUCAGCAUGAAUCCUCCCGUGCCUAGAAAUUAGACCCUCAUUUUCCCACUGACUUACAGCAGUUGUAGGCACUGCGUUUUUUUGGAGAAACGGAUACAUGAGGCUCCAAUUACUUUCCAUAAUCUUUUUUCCAUAUUGAAGCCAAUACAUUUUCUUUUAUACAAAGCAGAAAGCUUCGCUGCCAUUUCUGUAAAAUCGUAACACAGGCAGUAAAACACUUCUGCCUAACAUUUCCUGAGGGCUGCACAAAAACUGCCACCCCCUGUUCUUACAGUGUUUGUUCUGGGGAGAGGGUCUGGAGAUGUAUGUGACAAAUUAAUGAGGGGCUGUGCACUGCCUUGGCUCGUGGCCUGGAUGUGGUGCUGGUGGCAAUACACCAGUGUUAAGUUGCCUGGCUUCAUGGGGAGAAAGAACAACUGAAAAACCAAUGGUGUCAGGUGGAAACCUCUCAGCAACACAUCCACAGAGAUUGCUUGGAAACCUUUUAUCUGACCCUUGAACUAUUGGGAGGCACCAUGCAACGGGGAUAUAGCAAUAAUAAGACCAGCAAGAAAACAUUAUCCCCCUCCAAAAUAAUUAGUGCUCAGGGAGUGUAACUUUAGGAACCUCAAAGGAAGGCAGUUUAAAGAGAAGCAGGCUGUUUGGUUUUUCAGGUUUUUUUUCCUGAUUCCCUUCAUAAAGGGAAUCUCAGAUUCUACCCCCGAUGCACAUGAAGAACCAAAAAAUGGAGGAACACAGUCCAUCCUCUGUCCUUCUUUCAUGUUGUCACCCCUAAGAACUUUACAGACCAACGCUCCUGCUGCUGAUGUCCCCACAAAACAUUGGUGGGCUAGAAGAACCACCUUCCAUCAGAGUGCCAAGUCCCAUUUCCUGCAAAGACAAACACAAAAGGCUCUCUGGGUAGGUGAGAGUUUCUCCUUAUCCUGCCUGGAAGCAGCCCUCAGUUGUGUUUCACUCCCCAGCUCCCUAACAUAUAAAAUGUUAUAACACAGUAACACUGCUUUUCACAAAAAGAACAGUUUAAGAAAAAAUUAUAUAGAGAAAUAUAUAAAUAUAUAAAUAUCCACAUGAAAACCAAUGUACCAAACAUUACUCAUCAGUGGCUUUUCCACCCUGCCUGUGCUGCCAGCACUGGCUACUCAGAGGUAGACAGGAAGGUGAGGCUCUCAGGCUGUGCCAGCUAACAGGAAUGGUUUCUGCACCUGAGCCAUUUGUUUACUGAGAACAUGAGAGUCUCUUGGGCUGCAGCAGGUUGAGGCAGCCUCAGAGCUGGCAGAUAGAGCAAACAAGCCCACCGUGGCACAGCCCAGAACUGAUGAUGGUGCCAGGUGCACCCAUUCAUCUCAGAGCACAUUUCAGGUUGCAAAAGCUUGCUUGGGCCAGUCCCAAGGUCAGGGCACUGCUCAGGCUGCUUUGGCAGGAGCAGCCAAGGCAGGGGACAGCCUCAUUCAUCAACUUACGGCCAGAGCUAGAAAAGCUAGCAGCUGCUGCAGGCAGGCUGAGUAUCCUCGUGAGUUGGCUUGGCAUGUGGGGCUGCAUUCCCUUCCUUGAAGUCUUACCAGGCUACUUGUAGAGAGCUUCUGAUCUUGGCUUCACAGCAAGAGCCAUCUGUGCUUAAAUUCAGACACAAGUAUAACUUCUAUUUUUUAAAGACUUGAUAAGAUGUUCUCUGUAUGCAGCAUUAUGUUUUUUCUACUUGUCCUCUGUGACAACAAACAACUUUAUAAAGAACCCCAACAGCUUUCUGCAAGAUCUUUGGCUUUGCUGACACUGCUGAGCAGCCCCAUGGCUGGACUGAGGCAGGAAUGAGGCUGUCCAGCUAAUUCUGGCUGCCGCAGACAGGGGAGAUCUGCCACUCGCUUGACCUUGCACAGGGCCACAGACUUACCAACUGGUGAAACGGGUCUUAGAAGCCAGCAGCAGUGGCUGAACACGAAGGAGCUGUCUCUUGCUUUGGUAGGUGGGAACAGAAUACAAGGACCAAGCUGGGUGAAAACAGCAGCCAGGCUGGGAGCCACACUGAGCACUGAGCCAUAGACAGCAGUUCCUGUUGGUUUGUUCAGGGGUCAGAACAGGUGAGGCCUCUCAAACUGUGUUUACGUGGCAGCACUGCACCAUUGCUCCCUGCCAGCCAACAAGCUGUGAAGUUCUGAAGUAACUUACCCUGGGGUAUACAGCAAAACUUGAAAGGAGGGUCAGCGUUCUGUAGAAAAUAGCAACUGCAUUUUAGGGAAUGGCCACGUGUGGAGACAGCCCCCAAGCUCCAGUGAGCCCAUGGCAAACAAUUAAACUGCUGCCUACCAUGUGAGUGCCAGAGUUUGGCCCGUGCAGGAAGCAGCGGCUUAAUCGGCUGCAAUAGCCUUGCCAGGAGGCUGGGAGGCCUCAUGCCGGAGCAAAUAAAGCCUGCAGGCGUUUGUGCUCCUGCUACCUGCCAGGCAUUUAAUCCCGACUCUGGCAGAUGUUAAUCCUGGCACGGGUGGCUCCUAAAGAGCUUUCCUCUGAACUGGUCACCAGGUGCCCCGGGCAGGGAGCGGGGUGAGGAGGCCUUGCCGCAUGGCCCACGGUGGGACUUCCAGUCGGUGCCAAAGCCCACAGGCUGUGGGUUUUCCUUCUAACAUUCAGAGCCCGCUUACAGAACCAGCCAGGAGGGGAGGGGAGAAGAGCCUUGGUUAAAAUUUAAACACUUGUUCAAACAAAGACAUCAGUAACCAGGGCAAAAAGGAAAAGCAGGACAGGAGCCUGACACAAAGCAUGGCUCUGAGCACAAGGGGCCGAGGCCAGCGAGCACCUGCAGCCCCACCGAGCUCGGCCAAGGGCCCAUCCCCAUGCUUUUAAUAUCUGUCUCUAUUCUGCUGCCUUUAUGAGGAGUGAGUCAUCAUGCGUCAGCCGACGAUGGGCUUUACACAAUUAUUUAUUUAUGUUGAACCCUCUUCCCCACCCCCGCACAUCCCUGAUCUCAUCCCCCUCAGAAAACAGAUGCUUUAUGGAACAAGAGUGGAAAGCUCCAUCCCAAAGGCAGCCCGUUGUCACUGCACACAGGCACAGCUGCCCACCAGGUGGGACAGGGCCAGGCACCUGCACUGGCACGCAGAGCCCUGGACAGAGCAUGAAGCUCUCAAAAACCAGGAUGGAAAAUGUCCCUACCCAGCCCCAGCUACCACAAGAACUCUCCCUGAUAUAUCCCUUGGCCAUCAGCCACACGUUCUCCUCCCCUUGCUGCUCAAAGCAGUGCUGCAUCAGGAAACAAACACUCAGCUUCUGGUAUGGGACGCUGCAGGCAAACAGCCUGCAGCCAUGCUGGUGGCCCCAGAGCAGCCCGGUGUCACUGCUGUCCCCAGGGUGAGCAGCCAGGGCAGAGCUGGCACUGUAGGCUGCAGGGAGAACGGGGGGCCAGCAGGGGCCACUGAGUUGGAUUUCCCAUGUGAAAUCCCCUACCUGCUGGAAUGGACUCACUCCAGACUUUCCCAAUGCAACACCAAAUCCUGCUCUCACUGCUCACGUCACUCAUAGCAAGGCUCUGAUUUCAUGGGCCUAAGAGCAGAACACAGGAGUUAGUGGUGAGAAAGGAACUCAUCCUUCCUAGAAGGCAACAGGAGAAAAAAAUUCCUCUAAGAGAAAGGAACUCAUUCCUCAGCACUGACACCCAGCUGUCUCCAUGUUAAAACUCAUUUCCCAAGGAGAGAAAGCUGCAAGGUGGCAACUGUGCCUUAGCAUGCUGCCCCAGGAAACGCAAAGCAGCGGACAACCAGCCCCAGGACAUCUGUGCUGAACGCCCUGCCCUGCUCUGGGAGCAGCGGGGCACCACAAGCAGGUGCUUCCUGUCUGCAGGGUGAACUCGCUGCCUGCACACAACCCCUGGUAAUGCGCUUCGGGUUUGCUCAGAGCAGCCGCAGCCUCUCCCCAGCUAGGUGAUGGCAGUGGGGAAAACCAGCAUAGCAUCGCCUGCACAUCCGCAGCUCUUCACCUCUUCAAACCACCCGUGCGCUUCCCAUCUCGGGUUGGCAGAUGGGGCAGCUCUAAAUGCUAAUCUCAACGGCCAUUACGCUCUUAAGGAGCGCCAGAGCAGCCAACCACAGCCCAGCCACCUCGCACAAAAUGGCGUCGCCAUGGCCAGCAGCCCGGGGCACGAGUGCUGCUGGCUCCUACCUGCACUCAGCGCCCACUGCUCCUCCAGCCAGGGGAACCCACUGCUCCUCCUUCCUCUGCAGCACAGGCGUGCAGCAGCUGUUGCCACGUUCAGCAGGACUUUACAACAAAAGUCACCUGGAAGUGCAGAGAGAGCUGUGCUUCAAAAGAUUUAUUACAUAUAUUUGUACAUAUUUUACAUGAAUGGAAUGUUAACGUACAACCUAAAAAUCAAUAAAAAAAUAUUUUCAUCCACGAUUACGUACUGGCAGACCAUCGAAAAGAGUACCUUAGAACAACUGAAGUCAACUUGCAAUCAUACUGCUCAAUUAAAAAAAAAAAAUAAA
Molecule: messenger RNA, 7970 nt
Organism: Lagopus muta (rock ptarmigan)
Lineage: Eukaryota; Metazoa; Chordata; Aves; Galliformes; Phasianidae
Gene: NOD1
Product: nucleotide binding oligomerization domain containing 1
Exons: 12
Coding region: 230-3085 (951 amino acids)
Biological process (GO): regulation of apoptotic process
Molecular function (GO): protein binding
Source: RefSeq, a predicted model, not a curated record